Oncorhynchus masou masou (cherry salmon) is the source of this 3275-nucleotide messenger RNA. Its product is annotated as rhodopsin-like. The transcript is spliced from 5 exons. The coding region runs from base 2015 to 3076 and encodes 353 amino acids. Gene Ontology annotation, molecular function: G protein-coupled photoreceptor activity. Lineage: Eukaryota; Metazoa; Chordata; Actinopteri; Salmoniformes; Salmonidae. The record is from RefSeq and is a predicted model, not a curated record. Gene Ontology annotation, cellular component: plasma membrane; photoreceptor outer segment. Gene Ontology annotation, biological process: phototransduction; cellular response to light stimulus; visual perception.
UGAAGACUAUGAGCUGCCAGAGCUUCAGCUUAACUGCUCUCUCUAUGCUGACUGCCGAUCGAUGAACCCAACUGACCUCCGCAAACUGGUUUAGAAUCACUUAAUCCAUCUCCCAGUUAAUUAAUAUAUUUUAUCAACAUUUCUACUUGGUUAUAAUCCAGCCAAUAAAUAUUUAUGUUCGAUUGUAUGCUGAUCUGGAAUCAGUUACAUGGCUUUCAUCAAAAGUCCAGUCUGAUUGAAAAAGGAGUUGGAGUCAGUUUCUCUCUUGCUCUUCUGAGGAAUAUUCCGCCCAUAUGCUCACACCUGAUCAGAAAUACAGUGUAGACAUUGUUAAUGUUGUAAAUGACUAUUGUAGCUGGAAACGGCAGAUUUUUUAAUGGAAUAUCUACAUAGGCGUACAGAGGCCCAUUAUCAGCAACCAUCACUCCUGUGUUCCAAUGGCACGUUGUGUUAGCUAAUUCAAGUUUAUCAUAUUAAAAGGCUAAUUGAUCAUUAGAAAACAACUCUUUUGCAAUUGUGUUAGCACAGCUGAAAACUAUUGUGCUGAUAAAAAGUAGCAAUAAAACUGGCCUUUAGACGAGUUGAGUAUCUGGAGCGUUAGCUUUUGUGGGUUUGAUUAUAGGCACAAAAUGGCCAGAAACAAAGACAUUUCUUCUGAAACUUGUUCUGAGAAAUGAAGGCUAUUCCAUGCGAGAAAUUGCCAAGAAACUGAAGAUCUGGUACAAUGCUGUGUACUACUCCCUUCACCGAACAGCGCAAACUGGCUCUAACCAGAAUAGAAAGAAGAGUGGGAGGCCCCGGUGCACAACUGAGCAAGAGGACAAGUACAUUAGAGUGUCUAGUUUGAGAAACAGAUGCCUCACAAGUCCUCAACUGGCAGCUUCAUUAAAUAGUACCCGCAAAACACCAGUCUCAACGUCAACAGUGAAGAGGCGACUCCGCGAUCCCGGCCUUGUUAAAUGUUGAGGGGCGGUAGGUAGCAUAGUAGUUAGAGCGUUGGGCCAGUAACUGAAAGGUUGCUAGCUCGAAUCCCCGAGCUGACAAGGUAAAAAUCCCUAAACAAGGCAGUUAACCUAGGCCGUCAUUGUAAAUAAGAAUAUAUUCUUAACGGACUUGCCGAGUUAAAAAAAAAAUGUCUACAUUAUUUCUGAUCAAUUUUAUGUUAUUUUAAUGGACAUAAAAUGUGCUUUUCUUUCAAAAACAAGGAGAUUUCUAAGUGACCCUAAACUUUUGAAUGGUAGUGUACGUUAUUUGAGUGACGAGGUUAUGACGAUCAUCAUAGUCCGUAACAAAAGUGCGUCUUUAGCCGAUCAACCCAAUAGGAUUAACAGGAUCAGAUUACACAGAGCCUAUCACACAGAUUUACACCAACAGGGAAUGUAGACAGUCAAUGAAAUAACUGUCUGGAACAUGAUAUAUAGAAAAAGGUUUGACAUGUCGGUCUGCACUAGCAGACUGGUACAGUAGCUUCUUGACAUCUAGGAUAAUGUAAAUCUCUGAUGACACCAUGUUUCCUAGAGCACUACUUUUUGCCAGAGUCAUAUGUGCUAUUUGAGAAGAAGUCUAUAAAUUGCAUUGGUCUUCGUCAGCCUCCUGUAGUAACACUCUCUCCUUAGCAAAUUUGUGAUGAUGAAAUCAUCAGAGAAUAACCCUCGAGUAUACAGUAUAUGUCCUAGAUGUUUUUCUCAUGAAUUACUGUGUGUGUGUGUCCUAAAUCUGCCUAUGCUGACACCAUGCUGAGUUCCAUGCACGUCCCUAAUCCUAAGAGAGAAGCUCUUAAAAGGGUCUGUGCCCGCCUCGGGGGGGCAGAGCACACCACUUCUCAUCACCAGGAUCUAUUUCCUCCAUCUAUCUAUCCAACCUUCCAGCUAGAAAUAGCUCCUCUCGUAGAAGGCAUAGUGCUUUCUCUUUCCUCUCUCCAAAUACCAGAGAGGAUAGAGAAAGACACAAACUCCUGUAGAGACACAUAGACAAACAGAAACACACACACACACACACCCCAACAGCCGUCGCCAUGAACGGCACAGAGGGCCCAAACUUCUACGUGCCCAUGUCUAACAAGACAGGGGUGGUGAGGAGCCCCUUUGAGCACCCUCAGUACUACCUAGCUCCACCCUGGAAGUACUCGCUCCUCGCUGCCUACAUGAUCUUUCUCAUCAUCACAGCCUUCCCCGUCAACUUCCUUACGCUCUAUGUCACGGUGCAGCACAAGAAGCUACGGACCCCCUUGAACUACAUCCUGUUGAAUCUGGCUGUGGCUGACCUCUUCAUGGUGGUGGGAGGCUUCACUGUGACUCUGGCAACAGCCCUACAGGGAUACUUCUUCCUGGGGGUCACCGGCUGUAACGUUGAAGGAUUCUUUGCCACUAUGGGAGGGGAGAUUGCCCUUUGGUCUCUGGUGGUAUUGGCCAUCGAGCGCUAUAUCGUGGUGUGUAAACCAAUGACCAACUUCCGCUUCAAUGAGAGGCACGCCAUUGUGGGCGUGGCCUUCACCUGGAUCAUGUCUCUCACCUGUGCUCUACCUCCAUUGUGUGGCUGGUCCAGGUACAUCCCAGAGGGAAUGCAGUGUUCCUGUGGGAUUGACUACUACACCCCGACGCCUGAGCUGGGAAACACCUCCUUUGUCAUCUACAUGUUCACCCUCCACUUCUCCAUCCCUCUGGUCAUCAUCGGCUUCUGCUACGGCCGUCUGCUCUGCACCGUCCGCGCGGCGGCAGCCCUGCAGCAGGAGUCAGAGACCACUCAGAGGGCAGAGAAGGAAGUGACCCGUAUGGUGAUCGUCAUGGUCAUCUCGUAUCUGGUGUGCUGGAUGCCCUAUGCCACUGUGGCCUGGUACAUCUUUGCCAAUCAGGGCACCAACUUUGGCCCUGUCAUGAUGACCAUCCCAGCCUUCUUUGCCAAGAGUGCUGCCCUCUACAACCCAAUAAUCUACAUUCUACUCAACAGACAGUUCAGAAACUGCAUGUUGACCAUAGUGUGUUGUGGGAAGAACCCAUUCGGUGAGGAGGAGACCUCCACCGCCUCCUCCAAAACACAGGCCUCCUCCAUCUCCGCCAGCCAGGUGGCUCCUGCCUGACCUACGACCCAUAAAGCCUGACUCCUUACCUGUCCCAGCCCAUCUGUGGACCCACCGCCAAGCAGCAGCCUCCGAUAGGCCAAUUUUCUCGAUUUACCUCUGUCUGCACUGCAUGGGUGUGCCUGUUGUACCUGUACAUAUAUCCCUCAAUGUGACCAAAGCAUAACAAACCAAGAAACAGUGCUUAGUUGGCUUCAUC